CAAUAAGCAUUUAUCGUUGCAGUUGAUGCUAAUAACAAACCUAUUUGUGGUAGACCAGUGUUUAUCUAUUUUAAACGUUCAUAAUUUUACAAAAUAAAUAUUAAACUGAAAUGGAUUGUGAAAGCAUUCAAAUGGCGAUAUCAGAUGAAAAUAAUCUGACUGAACGCAAGGAAAGCGGUAGGAGAGGACGCAAACCUGGCAGAAAAACCUCCUCAGAAAAAGUUGAUAUUAAAGCCAAACUUGAACGGAGCCGGCAAAGUGCCAGAGAAUGCAGAGCACGAAAGAAGCUUCGGUAUCAAUAUCUGGAGGAGCUUGUUGCUGAUCGCGAAAAGGCUGUAAUUGCAUUGCGUACUGAACUGGAGCGACUAAUACAAUGGGAUAGGCAGAUGGCUGAAAGUGACAGUCCCAAUAAUGAUGUUGAUCAGCUGCUGAAGGAGAUUGGCAUCCUUAAGCAAGAGCUACAUGCUUGAACUCAAAGUACAAAAUAAGUUUUUAAUAAACUCUAUACAUAUAAGUAUAUAUUUUCAUACCUUAAGUAAAUUUAACUAGCUUCCCUAAGUUAAAUAAACAAAUUUAUGAAGUCUUCA
Molecule: messenger RNA, 587 nt
Organism: Drosophila albomicans
Lineage: Eukaryota; Metazoa; Arthropoda; Insecta; Diptera; Drosophilidae
Gene: REPTOR-BP
Product: REPTOR-binding partner
Exons: 4
Coding region: 111-470 (119 amino acids)
Biological process (GO): regulation of DNA-templated transcription
Cellular component (GO): nucleus
Molecular function (GO): DNA-binding transcription factor activity
Source: RefSeq, a predicted model, not a curated record